AUGGAUGAUCUUGAUUUCACUUCGUUAACUGGCCAACUAAAAAAUUCCAAUGGUGUUAUACAUCAUCAAUUCAGAUCAGAUAUUUUUAUUAUUAGGGCAUAUAAAUUGAUCUCACAAAGUUCUGUUGUCAACGGACAUAACAUGCAAAGUGUCAUUAAUUCACCUCAAACAUCAACUACCACCCCUGCUUCGACUACUAGUAGUUUGAAUAACGUUGGUUCGAAAGGCAUGACUGUAUCUGAUGCUGAUAACAAUCAUAGCACACACAGCAAUAAUAGUAACAACAAUAAUAAUAACAAUGGUGGUGUCACGAGUUCCAUUAAUAAUAUUAGUGCACAAUACACAACUAUUUUUGUGAAACUAGCAAAGCUAUAUAAUAUAAUAAUUUCAAUGGGGUCGAUUAGUGAUAGAUCCUCUUCUCCAAAAUCUUCAAUGGAAUUAUAUCAAAGAUUUAAACAAAUAAUUAAAGAACUAGACUUAAGUUACGAUGUCAGCCCGUAUGCACAAUAUUUCAAGAGAAUAGAUGAUGGCAUAUGGCAAAUUAAAGAAGACAGGGAAUUAACUAAUGACCAGUUGUGGCAAUCAAUAACAGUUGCAAUCUUAUCUAUUUAUGAUCCGAGGACAGGACAAAUAAUCUAUCAAAACCGUAACAAUUUUGGAGGCAAAAAUGAUAUUAACAAUAAUGACAGUCCGAAUAAUAACUUUUCAAAUAAUAAUGGCAUUAAAACGAAUAACAGUCCGAAUAACAUUGGUAUGAACAACAAUGGUAAUAAUGGUAAUAAUAAUAACAAUAACAACAACAACGCUAACAAUAAUAAUGAGAAUAAUAAUGAGAGAAAUGGCAUUAACAGUUUGAGAACAGCCACUACUAAUAAUUCGCCAACGAAUUUUAAUAACGAUAACGAUAAUGAUACACAAGGUAAUGAUAAUAUUAACAAGAAUGGAAAUAAUAAUAUCAAUAACAAUGACAAUGAUAUUACUAAUAAAGGUGUAGGAAACCCAACAAUUAACAGUAUGCUAAUGGAUGCAUCACUUCCCCAACAAUUACAAAAAAGGUUACAAUCUAUAAGUCAAGGUAUGAACUCAAGAUCUGUAAAUGGUUACUACACACAACCAACAAGUCCAGGUGCAUACGCAGGAUUUUCUUUUAAUCAAACAGAAGUGGACCCAAACUCACAAUUGAAUUACCAUGACCCAGGAAACGUUAAUAUUUGGAAAAGAAAAUCUUUGAGUUCCUUAGAUGUCGAUACUCUAGAUGAUGUUGCUGUUGAAGAAUUAUUACAAUUAACUUCAGUAAAUAAGAAGCAAAAACCAAAUUAUGCGAAUGGCAACCCAAAUAAUUCUAAUUCGAAUGCUGUCAACGUCAUGAAUUUUACAGAUGGUUCAGGAAAUCCAAUUUUUGUCAAUAGUAUCGGUAGCAAUGACUUUGAUAACUCUAAUCCCGUAAACGGUAAUCAAUCCAUGAAUAAUCAUGACACUAAAAGUAAUUUCAAUACAGCAACUAAACAACCUAAAUCAAAGGGUAAGGCCAGGAAUUCAAGAGCAGGUGUAGGAUCACGUAAAGGCAAGAAUGCAAAAAAUAAUAGUAAUAAUAACAAUAAUAAUAGUAAUAGUAAUAAUAAUAUCAGUAAUUCCCAAAUGAAUGAGAUGAAUAAUAUGGCUUCAAAUAUCAUGCAUAGUGAUGCAGUUUCGGAUAAUAUGGCUAAACAAGUUGUCAGCACCUAUAAUGCACUAAUCCUUGAAAAGGAUCAACGUAUCAUUCAACUGGAACGUGAAUUGGAAUUACAAAGACAAGAAACUCAAUGGCUAAGAAAGAUGCUGAUCGAAGAUAUGGGUUGCAUAAGAAGUAUGUUAACUAAUAUUAGAAAAUAG
Molecule: messenger RNA, 1872 nt
Organism: Tetrapisispora phaffii CBS 4417
Lineage: Eukaryota; Fungi; Ascomycota; Saccharomycetes; Saccharomycetales; Saccharomycetaceae
Gene: GCR2
Product: Gcr2p
Exons: 1
Coding region: 1-1872 (623 amino acids)
Source: RefSeq, a predicted model, not a curated record